Salvia hispanica is the source of this 1594-nucleotide messenger RNA. The record is from RefSeq and is a predicted model, not a curated record. NCBI's taxonomy places the organism in Eukaryota, Viridiplantae, Streptophyta, Magnoliopsida, Lamiales, Lamiaceae.
UGAACAUCAGUGGAAGGCUUCAGAUUAGGCAUCUGGAGAGAGUAAAAGACCAUAUGGAUGCUAAGAAAGCAAAGAUUGCUGAGAAAAACAAUCUUCGUAAUUUGAGAUUGUCGUGGGAAAGAAAUGCUUUAUCCAAGCUAGUCGAGGAAGUUGAUGAAAGGGUGUUGGAAGCACUUGAACCUCACCCCAAUCUUGAACGUCUUUAUAUACAAGGCUUCAGUGGUAGAUAUCUUCCACGUUGGAUGGAAAACUCAACGCAGAGAAAAAUAGUUGAGAUUAAUAUAACUGAUUGUGAAAAUAUUAGGCGUUUUCCAAAACUGGGAGAGUUGCCCCAUCUUGAGAAUCUGUUUUUAACGAAUAUGGGGGUGGAGUAUAUUAUUGAAGAAGAAGAAGUUGGGAGUGGGCACCCAGUACCGAUACAGUUCGUGGCUCUGAAACAACUGUUUUUAACUGAUCUCCCAAAUCUUAAGGGACUAUCAAAAGAGCAACAGAGUUGUAAAGAAGUAUUCCCAAAUCUGGAAUGCCUAAGUAUCAAGCGUUGCUCUUCAUUUGUAUUGCCAUCAAUCUCGUCCCUUGAAAAGUUGAAGUAUCUAGGAUGUAGAAGCUCAGACUUGGCUUUAUUAUCUGAGCACGACAUUCCUAGUAAGCUGUCAAUUGAGGUUGAAGAGAACCUGACUUGUUUCCCAAUAGAAGCGCUGAAAAAGUUUAGUAAGUUGCGGUCACUGACAAUUAAUAAUGCAAAAGAGAUCUCUUGGACAAGAGAAGGUCUGGAAUCCUUAAAAGAGCUUACAUGUUUAUGGCUAGAGAGUUGUCGGACAAUGAGAUGUUUACCAGAAGGGAUGUUGCGGCACCUUACUGCUUUGGAGUACCUCACCAUAUGGAAGUGCCCAGAAUUACUAGAGUUGCCAGAGGAUAUUAAAUACCUCCAUAAUCUUCAGUACCUCCUGUUACAGUAUCUUCCCAAGAUAACGCGCUUGCCUCAAGCCUUUCAGCACCUCACUAAUCUACAACUAGAUGAUCUUCCUGAAUCACUCCCAGAUCAGCUACCAUCUCUCUAUGGACUCGCUGUUAUGAACUGCCCAAAGGUUGUAUCGAUUCCAGCUCUGCCAAAUCUGAAACACCUAACAGUCCGUUGUUGCCCACAACUGGAAAGGCGAUGUCAGAGAGGAAGUGGAGAGGAUUGGCACAAGAUUGCCCACGUUCGCAGCAUUUAUAUUUCUCCAAAUUAACUCAGCUAUUUUUUGUUGAUUUUAUGUAAAAAAAAUCGAGCUUAACUAUGAUUUCAGUAAUUUGUGUCAUUCUUCAAGAUUAAGAAGAUGUACCAAAAAUAGCAUUGGAGAAAGAUUACAAAGAUGUGUUGGAGGAACUUUGAAAAGUUGGCAUUGUGGCAGGGGGCGAAGUAGUACAUCUUUGAGUGUGCAUUGUCAAAUGCAAGUGUCUUAGAAUAUGUGGCUGAAUUCCUGUUUUGCUUAACUUUUCUAAAUAUAUUUUGGCAAGAUUUUUUUUGUGUUCUCGUAGUUAGAGAUUUGCCGUUAUUCUGUUGAGUUAUCUUCUAUUAGAUCUUGUUUUCUACUUAUAUAUUUCGUUACUAUCA